CCAUGGCCAAGCUGCUGCAACUGCCCCCUAAGUUUCUCCCCACGGAAUGGCACAUCGCCAACAAGACCCAGUAUUCCACCGCCGAGGCCCAGCGAUCCCGCUCAGAGCGCCUCGUGGAUGAGAGCCAGCGGUUGGUGGAUGAGAUCGAAAGGACAACGCAGAAGACCCAAAGUGAUGUGAACAAGAGAAUAGAGCAGAGGCUCGAAGAGAUCAAAUUCUGGAAGCAACAGUUGGAUGACAAACUUGACCAGAUUGCGAAGGAGACUGAGGUGCUUUUGACCUUUGGGACUCGGCUGGAGAAGGCCUUGCAGAGCUGCAGAGAGCCGCUCUUCAUCGUACAGGAGUGUCUCCUAAACCGGCAGCGGCGGGUUGGGAUCGAUCUGGUCCACGACGAAGUAGAGCGGGAGCUGAUCAAGGAAGCCGAGGUCCUCCAAGGUGUGAUUGCUCUGCUUGAACGCACCCUGGAACAAACCAACGAGCAGAUUCGGCUAAAUCGCUCUGCCAGAUACAAUCUGGAAAUGGAUCUGAAGGACAAAUUCACUGCGUUGACCAUUGACAACUACUGCUCCACCCUGAACAAUAACACACCUGAUAUUCAAUACGCCCAGAAUGUCGUGACAGUGGAUAACAGCUCAGUGAGCCCACAGGAAUGGGUCGAAUUCUCGAAUGUGAAUGUUGAAAAGGCAGACAAACAGCGGAACAAUUCCUUGGCGCUCCGUGCCUUGAUCGACAGUAUCCUGUCCCAGACUGCGAGUGACAUGCGCAAACAGAACAAGACGGUGAAUGUUGCCUUUCAAAACAGGGUGAAGGAGACGAAGGAUGCCAAGGCCAAGCUGGAGAAGCACCUGGCAAAGGUGAUGGAGCAGAUUAAUUCCCAAGAGAAGAAUAUCUCUGCCCUGAAGAAGGCUAUCCUCGACAAAGAAGGGCCAGCCAAGGUGGCAGCAACGCGCCUGGAGACCCGGACUCACCGACCCAACGUGGAGCUCUGCCGGGACAUGGUGCAGUAUCGGCUCAUCAAGGAGGUCCACGAAAUCAACCACAACAUUCAAAGGCUGACGGACACGCUGGCUCAGGCUGAAGCAGAGCUGAAGGGGCUGAGCCGCCGGCAGCUGUCCCUGGAGGAGGAGAUCCAAGUCAAAGCGAACACCCUCUACAUCGAUGAAGUGCUUUGCAUGCAGAUGAGGGAGUCUAUCUCCAUCAACAACUUCUAACGCC
Euleptes europaea (tarantolino) is the source of this 1215-nucleotide messenger RNA. It is a transcript of the gene TEKT1, whose product is annotated as tektin 1. The record is from RefSeq and is a predicted model, not a curated record. Gene Ontology annotation, cellular component: nucleus; microtubule cytoskeleton. Bases 3 to 1211 code for a protein of 402 amino acids. Gene Ontology annotation, biological process: cilium assembly; cilium movement involved in cell motility. The transcript is spliced from 7 exons. NCBI's taxonomy places the organism in Eukaryota, Metazoa, Chordata, Lepidosauria, Squamata, Sphaerodactylidae.